Messenger RNA from Cyclocybe aegerita, 1635 nucleotides. NCBI's taxonomy places the organism in Eukaryota, Fungi, Basidiomycota, Agaricomycetes, Agaricales, Hemipholiotaceae. The record is from the annotation of a GenBank genome assembly.
AUGGGCUCUGCCCAUUCGUCUGAAGAUGAGUCUGACUCAGGGACGGCCCACCCCCAGGAGAUGGAGGUAGAGGGCACUCAGGGAGGGGAGGAGGUCUCGAGAGACCCCUCCGUCGACCUUCUUCUAGGUCAAUACGCCUUGAAGUUCCGAGACACAGUCGAGGAUCUUCCUGGCGAUCUCGAGAUGACGUCCUUCGUGAACGCCGUCAUGGCCACUGACUUCAGUCGUAUUCGCGGACCAGGCGAACUCGACAACUUCUCGCUUGCCUCCCUCCUUGAGGCUGAGACGUCUUCCAAGGAUGAGCCGACCAUCCACCCGGCUCCCAUAUUCAGACCUCCUCCUCCUGCUGCCCGUGGGCCGCUCGAUGAGGGUGUCGUUGGCGUAGGGGCCCCGCCCGAUGUCCUCAUGCAGGCAUUGGAUGACCUUGUGCCGCCUCCUCCCCAGAAGAAGAGCAAGGUGGCAUACUCUCUCCCUGGUCCGCCUCCGCCGAUCAACCGCACUACUAAACCCAAGCCCCGUCCAACGACGUGGGCAGGGAUCGCACAACAGGCCGCUCCGAUGCCUCCCCCGCCUCCUGGCUUGGGACCGCAGCGUCGUGGGCCUUCUCCUCCUCCCCCUGCAUUCCCAACAGGCCCAAUGAAGACAUCUCCUCAUCAGUCCGUUCCUUCUUUCACUUCCGAGGGCCCCACGUGGAAGCAGGUUCUCGUAUCGUUCAGGGGUACCCCUCCUGACCUCUCGAAGUUCUUCACCGAGUCGGCUGUCCGUGCAGCCAACGGAUACCUCAGGAAUGGGCGAUCUAUGUUGAAGGUCACAUCCAUCAUCUGUGCCUACGACGGUUUGUCAUUGGUCACCCCCGCUGUUGCCAGCCCGUCCGACUUGGACAUACUGCGCAACUUUAUCCGCGAAAGCCUCCUGACGGGUACCCCGUUUGAGGUUGCGCUCCCAUCGUCGACAUCUUUUAUAAAGAUACUCGAUGUUCCUUACUUUGAUCCAAAAGGGUUGAAGAUCACCCAGGAGGUGCUUGAGAAGGCCCUCUGUACCUCGGUUCAUGCUGAGGUCUUCACCUAUCUGAGCACCAAGCCUCGGAUCGACCGCAACUCGGCGCACUCGACAUCGUGCACCGUGUAUUGCAACAUCUGGGACUCCCAGCAGGGAACCCGUGCCAAGAAGGCCUUAGGCCAACCGAUCUUCCUCGCUGGGCAGUCCUGCGCUAUCAGGCCCGCUGCACGUCACACCGGUGUCCUGCUAUGCCAGUGCUGCUGGAAGUGGGGCCACCCCACCGUCGCCUGCAAGGGAAACAACUCUCCUGCCCUAUCUGUUCAGGUCCACACGAGCAGAAGGAGCACCGUCAACAUGCAGGAUGUUGCAAGGGCAACACGAAAGCGAAACCCCCUGUGCCGCCCACCCCUCGCGACCAGCCUUGCCCCCAUAAGGGCCGCUGUGUCAAUUGCCACAAGGACCACGCCGCCAACUCGGCCUCGUGUAAGUUCUGGGCCCAUCGCUACGACCGUGAGUGGAUCAUGGCCGAGUAUCGUCAGGCUCUCCCGCUAUCGUCCCGCUAUGCGCCGCGACAUUGUCAACCAUCGCGACAUCCUCGUCCUCUCCCUCUUCAGUAAGGCUCCAACCGUAUUGUAA